AUGGUAAAGAAAUCAGAAGAUGAACUCAGUGAAACUUUCGAUCGAUGUCUGACAGAUACAGCGUUGAAGACUGUAAGUGCUGGAACCAUUGGUUUAAUAGCUGCAGCAAUAUUUAAAAGACAAUUUCCACUUUGGUUAGGCGUAGGCAUGGGUUUUGGUAUGGGUAUUGCCAAUUGUCGUCAUGAUAUGAGAAAGUCAUUCAUACAUUCUGAACAAGAUUCAGCGCAGAAAUCGAGUCUUAAAAUGAUCGAAGAAUCUGGAAAUGCCGAAGUUCAGCCUCAGUUUGAUUUUAGAAAUUUGCUUACGAGAGCUUUUAUGGAUGAAAAACGGGUCGAUUGCCUUGAUUUGUUAGCAUUUCAGGACAUGUUGAGUAAAUUACGACAGAUCGAUGACAAAAUAUUGUUUGAACUAAACACUGCACUGCCUAGCGAAUCAUUUUCCGUCAAUGUGGACAAAGGCGAGAAAUGUCGUUCCAUUUAUAAGAAGUUAUUAACUAUGAAAGUUAAAAGGAUGAAUUUGAUACAACACUGCAUUGAUGAAAAUCAAGCGAACAUUGCCCGUCUACGGAAAGAAAAAUUAGCACCAUUAGGAGAUAUCCGAAAUGCUCAAAAUACCUUGCGAGCGAUUCGAUCAGAAAUGGAUGUAGAAAGUAUUGUAAAUGAGCGAAGCGAAAAAGCUGUGCACGAUCGGUGCAGGACCUUCCUAUGA
This is a messenger RNA of Acanthocheilonema viteae, 708 nucleotides long. The record is from the annotation of a GenBank genome assembly. Lineage: Eukaryota; Metazoa; Nematoda; Chromadorea; Rhabditida; Onchocercidae.